Erythranthe guttata (spotted monkey flower) is the source of this 3075-nucleotide messenger RNA. RefSeq names its product putative inactive cadmium/zinc-transporting ATPase HMA3. The record is from RefSeq and is a predicted model, not a curated record. NCBI's taxonomy places the organism in Eukaryota, Viridiplantae, Streptophyta, Magnoliopsida, Lamiales, Phrymaceae. Gene Ontology annotation, molecular function: ATP hydrolysis activity; ATPase-coupled monoatomic cation transmembrane transporter activity; ATP binding. Gene Ontology annotation, biological process: transmembrane transport; monoatomic cation transport. Gene Ontology annotation, cellular component: membrane.
UAUAUAUAUAUAUACUUUGAAAUUCUGUUCACAAUAAUAAAUAUUCUUUAGUACAAACAAAUUGAAUCACAUUCUUUAGGCAUCUUUCAAGAAAAUCGCCAUUUUUUCAUCCCCAAAUUAAAAGGUGGGAAUGGAGGCCAAUGGAAAAAGUGUGGGCAAGAAAUUUCAAAAGAGCUACUUCGACGUGUUGGGACUUUGCUGCACUUCCGAAGUUCCGUUGAUCGAAAAAAUCCUUAACUCGCUCGACGGGGUUAAGGGUUUCUCGGUAAUUGUACCCACGAAGACGGUGGUCGUUGUUCACGAUUCCUUGCUAAUUUCGCAGAUUCAAAUAGUUAAAGCGUUGAACCAGGCGAGGCUGGAGGCGAAUAUUCGAGCAUUUGGAGAAACGAACUACAAGAACAAAUGGCCAAGCCCGUAUGCAAUUGCCUGCGGCACACUUCUUCUUUUGUCGUUUUUGAAGUACUUUUACAACCCCCUUCGAUGGUUGGCCGUGGCUGCAAUCGCCGUCGGCAUUUUGCCCGUUUUACUCAAGGCCUUCGCCGCCGUUCGAAAUCUCACCCUCGAUAUCAACAUCCUCGUCUUAAUUGCAGUUUCGGGUUCACUCGCGCUUCAUGAUUACUGGGAAGCUGCAACGAUUGUGUUCUUGUUCACAAUUGCAGAGUGGCUGGAAUCUAGGGCUAGUCACAAGGCGACAGCUGUCAUGUCGUCAUUGGUUAACGUGGUGCCACAAAGAGCUGUACUAGCGGAAACAGGGGAGGAAGUCAACGCCGACGAGGUCAAAUUGGGCAGUAUUCUAGCUGUGAAGGCCGGCGAAGUGAUUCCGAUCGAUGGAGUUGUCGUCGACGGGAAAUGCGAAGUCGACGAGAAGUUCCUGACCGGAGAAUCGUUUCCGGUCGCCAAGCAAAAAGACGACGUCGUUUGGGCGAGUACCAUUAAUCUUAACGGCUACAUAACUGUCAAAACCACGGCAAUCACAGACGAUUGCGUCGUCGCCAGAAUGGCGAAACUCGUAGAAGAUUCACAAAACAAUAAAUCGAAAACUCAACGAGUUAUCGACAAAUGCGCAAAAUACUACUCACCUGCUAUACUAGUGAUAUCGGCAUCUUUGGCGAUAGUUCCUUUUCUAUUACACGUACAAGACACGAAAAAAUGGUACCAUUUGGCUCUCGUUGUACUCGUGAGCGGUUGCCCGUGUUCACUUCUUCUUUCGACACCUGUCGCGAUGUUCUGUGCAUUGUCGAAGGCGGCAGGUGAUGGUGUUCUGUUCAAAGGGGCAGAGCAUGUCGAGACGCUUGCUCGUAUAAAAAUAAUGGCGUUUGAUAAAACAGGGACUAUCACUAGGGGCGAAUUCGUCGUGUCCGAUUUUAGAUCACUGCAUGACAAUAUUAGCCUUGACACACUUCUCUAUUGGAUUUCAAGCAUCGAAAGCAAAUCGAGCCAUCCGAUGGCGGCUGCACUCGUUGACUUUGCGAGAUCACAUACAGUUGACCCGAAAUCUGAACAAGUGGAGAAAUUCGAAAUAUUUCCCGGUGAAGGGAUUUAUGGGAGAAUCGAAGAUAAUGACGUAUAUGUCGGAAAUUGGAAAAUUGCUUUAAGAGCAGGGUGCAGUACUGCAGUCCCAAAAUUAGAAGGUUAUAAUGUAGAAGGAAAGUCCAUCGGCUACGUUUUUGUGGGGCCGUCACUAUCUGGAAUAUUCUGUCUAUCGGACGCAUGUCGAACCGGAGCAAAAGAAGCGUUGAAAGAGUUGAAAUCAAUGGGUAUCAAAACGGUGAUGCUAACCGGUGAUAGUUAUGCAGCUGCCAAACAUGCACAAUCUCAGUUAGGAGGAGGUUUAGAUGAAGUACACGCGGAGCUCUUGCCGGAGGACAAGGACAGAAUCGUAAAAGAGCUCCAGAAGACGGGCCCCACGGCCAUGAUAGGGGACGGGGUGAACGACGCACCCGCACUUGUCACGUCGGACAUCGGGAUCUCGAUGGGGGUUGCGGGGUCCGCCCUGGCCACCGAGACGGGUGACGUGGUCCUCAUGUCGAACGACAUCCGCCGGAUCCCUAAGGCGUACAAGCUCGCGAGAAAAGUCCGUAGGAAAAUAAUAGAGAAUGUCGUGAUAUCGAUCUCGACAAAGGCCGCGAUUAUCGGGCUCGGUAUUGCGGGCCACCCCCUAGUGUGGGCCGCGGUGCUGGCGGAUGUGGGGACCUGCCUUUUGGUGAUCUUUAACAGCAUGUUGCUUUUGAGGGGGGUCGACGGGCAUGACCAAAAGUGUGGUGGGGCCCAUCGUAAUCAUCACCAUGCACAUGAUAGUCAUGCCCACAAGAAAAAUAACAAGUGCAGUAGCAGUAGUAAUAAUAAUAAUAAUAAAAAUAGUCCUUGCGCAUCGAAAUGUGGAUCGGGUUCGAGUUCUUGCAAGGACAAGAAAUGCUCGAGUUCUGGUCAAGAAGCGGUGACUACUAAGGCUAUUGUUAGUCAUAAGUGUUGCCAAGAAGUCGUGACUAAGGAUUUGGAAUCGCAGAACGUUGUUCAUACGCACGGUUCUUGUGGAAACGGAGGUGCGGCCCACGAGAAAGUGCACGGAAAAUGCUGUAAGAAGUCCUCACUGUCACCACAUGACCAUGACCACGACCACGACCAUGACCAUGACCAUGACCAUGACCACAAACACGAACACGAACACGAACACGAACACGAACAUAAACAUGUACAUGAACACGAGCAUGAGAUUCAUGGUAAGAAGUGCAUGGAAAAUCACUGCGGAGAACACAAACACGGUGGCCUAAGUGGAAAAACAUCGCCGUCGGCCAAUAAGCACGAGACACGUUGCUGUGAGAAGGAGGCCGGAACUAGUUGUGGAGGAGAUUUAUUAAAAAUUGUGAUUGAAUGAAUAGUUUUUAUUUUAUUUUUUAUUAAUCUUUUUUUUUCUUUGAAGAAUGAUGGAAAAGGGUUUUAAUGAUCAGUAAACUUGGCAUUUGAAUAUUUGUUUAGGAACAAAUUUUGUUCAGACAUUUUGAUAUCAGGGAAGUCAAAAACUAAGGUUGAAAGACUCCAAGACCAAUACUGGUUUAAGUCCAUAUUGUUUUUUUU